UCCCUCAGCUGAUGUGAAGGCUGAGAGAGUGGAGCACUGUCUGUUACAACUACAACACUGGAACAAAUAGUUGAAACCAAUAUUAAUCCAUGAGCACACUUCUCCAGCGUGCCAGUGGCCAUCGAAGGUGAGCUUUUGCCCAUGGAAGUCGGUUACAACGCCAAACUGCUGUCAGGUCAAGACCCCGGUGAGGACGACGAGCACACAUGAGUUUCCCUGAAGAUUUAGAGGUGUAUGUCUCCAUGUGAUGUGUUUGGCUGAGGCUCAUUGAUCUUGCAUACUGCCCUUUGCUGCCUUCAAACAAUUGGUAAUUGAAUGGUAGUGUCUAGAAAGGGUAUGUCCCUUCAGGAGAGAGGUGCCAAUGUCCAACCGGCCUAAUUCCAAUCCAGGGGGGUCACUGCGCCGUUCACAGAGGAACACUGCUGCGGCCCAGCCACAAGACCAGACAGUCGCAGGAAGAUUACAGUCAGAGCAGGUAAAACAUAAAGCAAAUUCCCCUCCUGAAAGUAGAAGACCUAAAUCUAAGGCUUCCAAAGCCGCAACCAGCUCAGCCUCUGGCCAGUCCAGAGGGCACAGCUCAAGAAGCAGUCUGUCACUGUCUGUGGCUUCAUUUGUGCUGCAAGACGACCCAGAGGCCGCAGGGACAUCAGAGCGAGAGCCAACAGCACACCAAUCCAAGACUGAAGGCACCACCCGAGGGUUGAAGAGAAAUUCUGCACUUGACCUCAACACCUACACCCCCACCCCAGCCAAGAAGUCAAAAUCCAACCCCCCACCCAGAGACCGUACCACUGAGGCCAAGAAAGGCCCUGCCAAAUCCUCCAAGAAGAGACCCCUGGCUACAGAGCCACCUACAGGCUGCGGCCAGAGCAAGAAGAGCGGGGCCUCUGGGCCUUCACCGACUCUGAAACGGAAGAAGGCUGACUCCCUCCCCUGUCUGAGCAGCACUGCUGGGUCGCUCCCCAACCGUACCGACGGCAGAUCUGCAAAACCCACCAAGCUGGCGUCGAAGUCGGCCGCCUCAGCCAAAGCUGGGUGUAGCACGGUGACUGACUCCUCCUCUUCUGCCUCCACCUCUUCCUCCUCCUCCACAGGCAUUAACAGUGCCACUGCCACACAGGGCGCCAGGCUCAAGCAGGGCAAAGACCAGAACAAGGCACGUCGUUCCCGCUCCGCCUCCAGCCCCUCCCCACGCCGAAGCACCCGUGACAAGGAGCAGGCCAAAGCCGCCGUCUCGUCUAAGUUUGAGUGGGCGGCCCGCUUCAGUCCCAAAGUCAACCUGCCAAAGCCCAAACUGUCCCUACCCAGCUCCUCCAAGACAGAGACCGCCUCCAAACCUGGACCCUCAGGACUACAAGCCAAACUAGCAAGUUUGAGGAAGUCCACUAAGAAGCGCAGCGAGUCUCCUCCAGCAGAGCUCCCCAGCUUUCGGCGGAGCACACGCCAGAAGACCACGGGCUCCUGCGCCAGUACCAGUCGGCGAGGCUCAGGCCUGGGCAAGCGCGGGGCAGCCGAAGCUCGCCGACAAGAGAAGAUGGCUGACUCGGACAACAACCAGGAUGGGGCCAACUCCUCGGCCGCCCGCACUGAUGAGGCCCCGCAGGGGGCUUCGGGUACAGCUUCUAGCUCAGUGGCCGGAGCUGUAGGGAUGACCACAUCCGGUGAGAGUGAGUCCGAUGACUCUGAAAUGGGCAGACUCCAAGCCCUGCUGGAGGCCAGGGGUCUACCCCCACACCUCUUUGGGCCCCUGGGACCCCGCAUGUCCCAGCUGUUUCACAGAACUAUAGGCAGUGGAGCCAGCUCCAAGGCUCAGCAGCUGCUGCAGGGCCUGCAGGCCACCGGCGACGAGUCCCAGCAGCUCCAGGCCGCUAUCGAGAUGUGCCAGCUUCUAGUGAUGGGCAACGAGGAGACGCUAGGAGGCUUCCCCGUGAAGAGCGUUGUGCCUGCUCUGAUCACAUUGUUACAGAUGGAGCAUAACUUUGACAUUAUGAACCACGCCUCCCGUGCUCUCACUUACAUGAUGGAGGCGCUGCCUCGGUCCUCUGCUGUGGUCGUGGAUGCCAUCCCCGUCUUCCUGGAAAAGCUUCAGGUGAUUCAGUUCAUUGACGUGGCGGAGCAGGCUCUGACUGCCUUGGAGAUGUUGUCAAGGCGACACAGCAAAGCCAUCCUGCAGGCUGGUGGCCUGGCUGACUGUCUGCUGUACCUGGAGUUCUUCAGCAUCAACGCCCAGAGGAACGCCCUGGCCAUUGCCGCCAACUGCUGCCAGAGCAUCACCCCUGACGAGUUCCACUUUGUCUCUGACUCUCUGCCACUGCUGACCCAGAGACUCACACACCAGGAUAAGAAAUCCGUUGAAAGCACUUGUCUCUGUUUUGCCAGGCUGGUGGACAACUUUCAACAUGAGGAGAACCUGCUGCAGCAGGUGGCCUCGCGGGACCUGCUGACCAACAUCCAGCAGCUGCUGGUGGUAACCCCGCCCGUGCUCAGCUCGGGCAUGUUCAUCAUGGUGGUGCGUAUGUUCUCCCUCAUGUGCUCCAACUGCCCCUGUCUGGCCGUGCAGCUCAUGAAGCAGAAUAUUGCAGAGACUCUGCGCUUCCUUCUGUGCGGCGCGGCCAACGGUAGCUGCCAGGAGCAGAUUGACCUGGUGCCCCGGAGCCCCCAGGAGCUCUAUGAACUCACCUCACUCAUCUGCGAGCUGAUGCCCUGCCUGCCCAGAGAGGGCAUCUUUGCUGUGGACCUCAUGCUGAAGAAGGGCAGUGCCCAGGCCACAGAGGGGGCCAUCUGGCAGUGGAGGGACGACCGGGGCCUGUGGCACCCCUACAACCGCAUCGACAGCCGCAUCAUUGAGACGGCCCACCAGAACGGAGAGGACGAGAUCAGCCUGUCCACCCUGGGCCGCGUCUACACCAUCGACUUCAACUCUAUGCAGCAGAUCAACGAGGACACUGGCACAGCACGGGGUAUCCAGAGGAAACCCAACCCCUUAGCCAACCCCACUACUGGGGGUCACCAGGAGGUGAGGAGGGAGGAUGCACGGGCCCAGCUGAUGAAGGAGGACCCUGAGUUGGCCAAGUGCUUCAUCAAGACCCUGUUCGGGGUGCUGUACGAGGUGUACAGCUCAUCGGCCGGCCCAGCCGUCAGACAUAAGUGCCUCCGAGCCAUCCUCAGGAUCAUCUUCUUCGCCGAUGCCGAGCUCCUCAAGGAUGUGCUGAGGAACCACGCUGUGUCCAGUCACAUUGCCUCCAUGCUGUCCAGCCAGGACCUGAAGAUUGUAGUGGGCUCUCUGCAGAUGGCUGAGAUCCUCAUGCAGAAGCUGCCUGACGUAUUCAGUGUCUUCUUCAGAAGAGAAGGUGUGAUGCACCAGGUGAAGAACCUGGCUGAGUCGGAGGCCUUCCUCACUAGUCCACCGAAGGCGUGCACCAGCGGCACGGCUAGCCUGUGUACCACCACCAUCAGCACUGCAAACACUACGGCGGCCACCACCGCCCCCCCAGACCUGGGCUCACCUAGCUUCCAGCACAGCAUGGACGACUCACUGGACCUCAGCCCACAGGGGAGGUUAAGUGAUGUGCUGAAGAGAAAACGUCUGCCUAAGAGAGGGCCCAGAAGGCCUAAGUACUCUCCUCCCAGGGACGACGACAAAGUAGACAAUCAGGCCAAGAGUCCUACCACUACUCAGUCCCCCAAAUCCUCCUUCUUGGCCAGUCUGAACCCCAAGACCUGGGGCAAGCUGGGCGCCCAGACCAACAGCACCAACUCUGAGCCCUCUCGCACGGCCGGUGUGAGUGGCCUGGCACGCGCCCUUCCCAAGGACUCUGUCUCCAACAACAGGGACAAGAUCAAGACUUGGAUCAAAGAGCAGGCCUGUAAGUUUGUGGCACGCUACUUCAACACUGAAAACAUUGAUGGCAGCAACCCCGCACUAAAUGUACUCCAGAGACUCUGCACCGCCACGCAACAGCUCAGCCUACAGAUGGACGGUGGCGUGGAGUGCCUCGUGGAGAUCUGCAGCAUCGUGUCAGAGUCGGACGUGUCGUCGUUCGAGAUCCAGCACAGCGGCCUGGUCAAGCAGCUGCUGCUUUACCUGACCUCCAGCAGUGACCGGGACCUGGUCAGCCGUGACGUCCGCCUCAAGAGGUUCCUGCACGUCUUCUACGGCUGCCCGAUCCCGGGGAUGGAGCCGGCAGGCCGCCUGGAGCCAUCUGAGAACGGGCCCCUGCUGUCACUGGUGCGCAAGAUGAACAACUGCCUAAGCCAGAUGGAGCAGUUCCCUGUCAAGGUGCACGACUUCCCCAGUGGCAACGGCAACGGGAGCAGAGGUUCUCAGGCUCUGAAGUUCUUCAACACACACCAACUCAAGUGUCAGCUGCAGAGGCACCCGGACUGCACCAAUGUGAAGCAGUGGAAGGGGGGUCCGGUGAAAAUUGACCCCCUGGCUUUGGUACAGGCCAUUGAACGCUACCUGGUGGUCCGAGGUUACGGACGAAUAAGAGAGGAGGAUGAGGACAGCGACGAUGAUGGUUCAGACGAUGAAAUUGAUGAAUCGCUGGCGGCCCAGUUCCUGAACUCAGGGAGCGUGCGCCACCGGCUGCAGUUUUACAUCGGCGACCACCUGCUGCCCUACAACAUGACGGUUUACCAGGCGGUGCGGCAGUUCAGCCUGCAGGCAGAGGAGGAGAGGGAGUCAACGGACGACGAGGCCAACCCGCUCGGACGGGCCGGCAUCUGGACCAAAACCCACACCAUAUGGUAUAAGCCAGUGAGGGAGGAUGAGGAUGGCACUAAGGAUGUGGUGGGAGGGAAGAGGGGCCGGGCACAGACUGCCCCCACCAAGAUCUCGCCCCGCAAUGCCAAGAAACAGGAUGAGCUGUGGCACGACGGCGUGUGUCCCAGCGUGGCCAGCCCGUUGGAGAUGUACCUCAUAUCAGAACCCCCAGAGAGCAUCACCUUCGACGACCCGUCUCUGGAUGUCAACCUGCUGCUGAGGGUGCUGCACUCCAUUAGUAGUUACUGGUUCUACCUGUACGACAAUGCUGUGUCUAAGGAGAUCAUCCCCACCAGUGAGUUCAUCAACAGUAAGCUGACAGCCAAGGCCAACCGACAGCUGCAGGACCCUCUGGUCAUCAUGACCGGCAACAUCCCCACCUGGCUCACAGAGCUCGGCAAGACCUGUCCCUUCUUCUUUCCAUUCGACACACGGCAGAUGCUCUUCUAUGUGACUGCUUUUGACCGUGACCGGGCCAUGCAGCGCCUCCUCGACACCAACCCUGAGAUCAACCAGUCAGAUUCCCAGGACAGCCGCGUGGCGCCCCGCCUCGACAGAAAAAAGCGAACGAUAAACCGUGAGGAGCUGCUGAAGCAGGCGGAGUCAGUGAUGCAGGACCUUGGCAGCUCCAGAGCCAUGCUGGAGAUCCAGUAUGAGAACGAGGUGGGCACAGGGCUGGGUCCCACCCUGGAGUUCUAUGCCCUGGUCUCCCAGGAGCUGCAGAGGGCCGACCUCGGGCUGUGGAGGGGUGAGGAGGUCGCCCUGUCCAACCCAAAAGGAAGCCAAGAAGGGACCAAGUACAUGUUCAGCUCCCGAGGGCUGUUUGCCGUUCCCUUUGGCAGGACAACCAAACCGGCACACAUCGCCAAAAUCAAGAUGAAGUUCCGCUUCCUGGGCAAGCUGAUGGCCAAGGCCAUAAUGGACUUCAGACUGCUGGACCUGCCCCUGGGGCUGCCCUUCUACAAGUGGAUGCUGCGGCACGAGACAUCCAUCAGCUCCCACGACCUGGUCAACAUCGACCCGGGCGUGGCCAAGUCCAUCCAGCACCUGGAGGACAUCAUCCGCCAGAAGAGGAGGCUGGAGCAGGACCGCUCCCAAACGAGAGAGACCCUGCAGCAGGCUCUGGAGAGUCUCAACAUGAACGGCUGCUCUGUGGAGGACCUAGGCCUGGACUUCACCCUGCCCGGUUUCCCCAACAUCGAGCUGAAGAAGGGAGGCAAGGACAUCCCUGUCACCAUCUACAACCUGGAGGAGUACCUCAGGCUGGUGGUCUACUGGACGAUGAACGAAGGUGUGUCCCGGCAGUUUGAAUCUUUCAGGGAAGGGUUUGAGUCAGUCUUCCCCCUGCAUCACUUGCAGUAUUUCUACCCUGAAGAGUUGGAUCAGCUGCUUUGUGGCAGCAAGUCCGAGACCUGGGACGUCAAGACCCUGAUGGAGUGCUGUCGGCCCGACCACGGCUACACACAUGACAGUCGUGCUGUGCGGUUCCUGUUUGACGUGCUCAGCAGUUUCGAUGCAGAGCAGCAGAGACUUUUCCUGCAAUUUGUAACAGGAAGCCCCAGGCUACCUGUUGGAGGUUUCCGUAGUCUGAACCCGCCGCUAACCAUCGUGCGGAAGACAUUUGAGUCGACGGAGAACCCAGACGACUUCCUGCCGUCGGUUAUGACCUGCGUCAACUACCUGAAACUGCCUGACUACUCCAGCAUCGAGAUCAUGCGCAAGAAACUGUUGAUUGCGGCCCGUGAGGGCCAGCAGUCCUUCCACCUGUCCUGAUCUCGCAGUCUCUCUCCUAUUCAAAAUGCCUUCUACAGCAAACUGACGAAAUCAUGACUUCCUUUUUAGUUUUUCUUUUUGUAAUCACCUACAUCAAGGCCAAGUGUGUACAGCCUUCUUGUUAGAGAACACAGCUUGCAGAAAUUAAAGGACUUGAGUUAUAUAUUUGCUGCCCCUGUCUCCUACAAAAAAGGCGUUAAAUGACUCGCAGAACAAAACAAAAAUUAUCAGUUGAGUAAUGUUUAAAAAAAACUAAGAAAAAAAAAAAACCUGAGUUACAUUUUAAAAUGCGUUGCUGUGUGAUAUUUAAAGGGAUGUUUCCCAAGUGGUGAAUGUCACUGUGGUGGGGAGGUCCAUAGAGCAAGCUAGGUUCACUUUAGCUCCAAAGAUAAUUUGUACAGAAAAAAUUUCCAGACUGCUCAUUCUACACAUUUGAUAGAAUAGCUCUUUGUUCUCAUGUCUCCUUUCCCCUUCAGUUUGUCUGUUUUCCAUUCUGUUCUCUUGUAUUAUACGGCCGGCCCCAGUUUGUGUUGCGUUUUGGUUCUGCUACCCCUCCUUUUGUGUGUUUGCAUAUACAUUUUUUGGAAACGAGAGUUGCAGUUGGUUGACUGCGGGUAGUGAUGAGAGCUUUUUUUUUUAUAUAUAUAUUUUUCCCAAGUUGAAAUUGUGUUCUGGUCUACAAUUACAAAGAGCUUCAGCUCAAACAUAAGAGUUAUCCAGUGUGUUGGAUAAGUUAACUUACUUUUUGCUCUCACUUUGAUAGAAUAGUAGUGUGUCUCAGAUGGACUCUGAGGGAGUGCGCUCUGACAGACUGACUGGCUUAGACCAAACUCUGAGCCCCCCCCCCCAAUCCAAUCCCUAUUGUAGCUGAGCGCACCCAUUUGGCUGGACUCCUUUUAUCCUUUCACGGCCAGAUAGCAUUUCAAGUUCAUUUAUGGAAUAAGAGUUUAUAUGCAGUUUCAUGCCCGGUUUGAGGUGGGGAUGUCUGCUUCACCUUUUUUUAAUUUCCACCUUUUUUCUUCUUGCUGUCUAUUUUUUUUUUUUGGCUGCUGGCUUGGAACAAACCGUGGUGUGCACCUGCAGUCUGUGGCCAGGGGAGGGCCCCACUCAAUGCUCUCCUGGCCCAAUCGUUCAUGUGCUGGUUUCUAAGAUCUGCAAUAAUUUACUGCAUCAGGUUAAUGUUUUUACCUGAACAUAAAAUAAAGUAACUGUUUGACUCA
Salvelinus fontinalis (brook trout) is the source of this 7758-nucleotide messenger RNA. Its product is annotated as E3 ubiquitin-protein ligase TRIP12-like. Gene Ontology annotation, molecular function: ubiquitin protein ligase activity; zinc ion binding. The transcript is spliced from 44 exons. Lineage: Eukaryota; Metazoa; Chordata; Actinopteri; Salmoniformes; Salmonidae. The coding region runs from base 362 to 6538 and encodes 2058 amino acids. The record is from RefSeq and is a predicted model, not a curated record. Gene Ontology annotation, biological process: protein polyubiquitination; regulation of double-strand break repair; proteasome-mediated ubiquitin-dependent protein catabolic process. Gene Ontology annotation, cellular component: nuclear speck.